Molecule: messenger RNA, 1434 nt
Organism: Gregarina niphandrodes
Lineage: Eukaryota; Apicomplexa; Conoidasida; Eugregarinorida; Gregarinidae
Product: KH domain protein
Exons: 3
Coding region: 1-1434 (477 amino acids)
Molecular function (GO): RNA binding
Source: RefSeq, a predicted model, not a curated record
AUGAAGUGGUGGUCUGUAACGAACCAUGGCGACCAGUACGCUGUCACGGGGCUAGUCUACGAGGUUUCUGCGGCGGCCAGCGUACAAGACGGGGUGACGAUCGCGUCCGCCACAGUGACCGCACUCGUCUGCCGGUCACUCAGCGACCAGGACGCAACCUUUGGCGUCGAGGAUCCGACGACCGACAAGGCGACGGACAAGCCAACCGACAAGGCAGGGGCGCGGUUGCAUCUGCCGCGGGCAAACCUGCCUCUGAACAUUGGGCGCGGACAGGGCGAUUACGGACAAGGUGAAAAAUUCUGUCAACCCACGGCGCGGGACCACCGGUUCGACCUAGCGGACCUGAGCUGGCACCCGGAUACCACUGAACGACGUCGGUCUGUCCAUAACACGACCGUCAAAGACUACUUCACCAGCGUCAUUCGCCCGGCGGAGCUCACUGUCCAACUGCCGCUAGAACUCUCCCGUCUUUGGGACGCACAACGGAACGAAGCAGAUGUCUGGCUCAUGAGACAUAUCAAAGACAAAACUGAUAUCGAUGUCGUCUAUGCCUCGGUUUCAGACGGAUCUCUCAAGGUACUAGCCGACAAGCAAUGCUUGUUAGAAUGCGCAGGCGAGUUGGCGGAUGAGGUGGAGAAGGCGGGGGCGGAGGCGUUGAGUAGCGAAAAGGCGUUGGAGCGUCGGCAGCGACGUUGGAAGAUGUUAGAGGAUCGGGGGAUGAGCGAGGCGUCAGUGGAGUUGUUGGUUCACGAGUCGGUGGUGGGUGUGGUGAUGGGUAAGCAGGGCGAGAACUUGUCGCGAGUGGCACGGAGUCAUCAUGUGGAGGUCCGGGUUUAUCCGGACGAGGACGGCGUGAGACGAGUCCGCAUUUAUGGCGGUUCGUCACAACAGGUUCGUGCAGCUGCGGACGAACUCGACUACGUAUACUGGACCCUGAGUCUCGGACACACACUACCUCGCGUGCUUCAACUCGUUCGAGACCAUAAAGGCACCUCCGGCAUCCACUCUCUCUGGCUCGAUGAAGAACGGCACGAACUCGUCAUCUGUGGCCUCUCCGCCAGCAUCGCCGCCUACGUAGCCGCCCUUCAGCAUGCACUCAAGUCUCCAGCCCUCCCCUUCCUCCCCACUCAUGGAAACUCGGCAUCCGGACUUCACGGCUCGACCACUGGGCACGACUCCGGGCUCCACGAAUCUAGAGCUCACGGGUCCGGGUCCGGGGCUCGCGCUUCGGGAUCUGGAUCCGGGGCUCACGGCUCGGCCGGGUCUGGGACCCAUGGCCCACCCGGGUCCGGGCCGCCCGCAAGCGAACGAUUCCGGCCUAGUCACCCGCCGCCGCCUCCCACCUCCGGAAGCAACAGCCACCGCGGCAAGACGCCCCUCCAGCUGCCCUACCCCGUCGCCAGUCGCAGGGCCAAGUGGCAAACGACUUUUUAG